GUAAACUCAACUAAAAUAUAUAACUAUUUGUAGGUAGGUACACGGUAUGGUUGGUUACCAUGGCGCUGUACCACAUGUUCAGAGCGACCUGUUCACGUGAUAUCACUUGGUUAUGUUUGAAACGUGUCAUCAGGAAGGAAGCCCGGCGUCAGGCCACCCUUCUCGCCAAGCGAUGGAGCCCUACUAGAACGCAAGCUGUACUACUCUCCUCAUCUUUAACAGUCCUCAAGAAGGAGGAGCAAGAACAGCAUCAGAGGCUUUUAGGAGUGAGAAAGUUGAACCAUGGUGAAUUGUGCCCAGUUGACUGCCAAGACGACACUUUUCGAACAGUAAACAAGAGUUCCAAGAUGAAACUAUUUGAUGAGCUGAGAGACUCGCUCCCUUCUUCAUCGGAGACUCUCAACAAGAUAGAACAAGCUAAGGAGAAGCUUACGAGCUCAUUCCAUGAGCUGACUGAGAAGUUGAACAGUGAUUCACUUUCACAUAUUAUCACUGAGAAAGCCAGCAAGAUCACAGAGCAAGCUAACUAUGAGACUGAGCUGAUGGCGGAACAAAUGGCAGAGUCUCUGAAUGAGACUUUGGUUGAGACUAAAGAGACAAUAAAGAACAUAACCCAGAGACUUGUCAAGUCUCCUGAACCAGGAGUUGUUAAACCCCUUGUUUUUUCUCCCGAGCCUAACCACCAACAUGUGGAUAUCGGGCUGACUGAAGAGAUAAUAUCUCAGAAUAAGAAGAGAGGAGAGGAUCAGGAUACCGAGCUGAUGCCGCGGAUCAAAAGAGCAGUCAGGCAGUUGAAAGCGGAGAUAGAUGCUGACGAUAGUGGGGAUCCACCUUUAUCUCUUGUAUCAAGAAAAGCAAAGCAGCGUAUCGAGGCUUUUAUCAAGAAUAAACGUACUCAAAUGCAGGUUAAGAUAUCUGAGAAACUCGACAUAGUAAAGGAGAUAACAGUUGUUGGUAAAGAUAAGGGAGAGGAAGGUGUGAUGGAGUACAUUACCUCUAAUGUCCCAAAUUGUGAUAAGGAAGACCCGGAGCUACAAGAUAUCGUGUCCGAUUUCGCUGGAACAUUUUACAACGAUACAUUCCUCAUUGACGAUAUAGACUUUGAGCAUGACGACAUUCUAACGUCAAAUGGGUGGACAAACGAGAUAUCUCAGGAAAAAUAUCGCAUCUGGAAAAAGAAUAUUCCCGAAGAAAAUGUGACUUUGUACAAAAUAUUUGGAUCAUUCGACACAGUGAGCGCUGUGGAGUUUUACAACGCUCAGGUUAACGAUCAGUACCGUUCAGUUUGGGACAAAUCCGUCAGCAGUUUGUACGUGGUUGACAAUAUCACUAACAACAAUGAGAUUGUUUACUGGGCCACAAAGUUUCCCUUUCCUCUCCAAGAUAGAGACUACGUUUUUGAGAGAUCACACCUCAUGAAUGAAAAAUCAAAUACCAUCGAGAUAGCCAGCAGGUCCAUUACCCACAAGUCGAAACCAAUUUAUCCGACGUUUUGCAGAGUUUUAAAGUAUGGAUCGAAGCUUGUGAUUCGUGCUGAUAAAGACUUGUACCAGAAAGGAAUGAGUUACUGUUUAACCUAUUACGACGACUUCGGCAUGCCUAUCCCCAACCAAGUCAAAGAUCGUCUCGCCACUACAAAAAUACCAGAGUUUUUAGACAAAGUACACGACGCUGCUGUGUACCUAGGAAGUACUGGCAAACUGUACGUGCCUUACCCUCAAUCCUCUGCCAGUAAACGAAACUGAUGUGUUUUAUAAUAUUUUGUGGUCGUUUGAAUGUGUUUUUACGUAAUGAUUUCUAUUUUAUUUAAUAUCAUACAUAUAUAGACUUUCACAACUCGCUUUAAUUUAUUGUAAUCCCUACA
Bolinopsis microptera is the source of this 1864-nucleotide messenger RNA. RefSeq lists its product as uncharacterized. The transcript is spliced from 5 exons. The record is from RefSeq and is a predicted model, not a curated record. NCBI's taxonomy places the organism in Eukaryota, Metazoa, Ctenophora, Tentaculata, Lobata, Bolinopsidae. Gene Ontology annotation, molecular function: lipid binding. Bases 60 to 1745 code for a protein of 561 amino acids.